AUGCAAAUAGCAUUUGACAAUGGUAUCAAUUAUUUCGAUACUGCUGAAGUUUAUUCAGGUGGAAAAUCCGAAAUUGAUAUGGGAUUCGCAAUAAAAAGGUUAGGUUGGAGUAGAUCUGGUUUCGUAAUAUCUACAAAAAUAUUCUGGGGUGGUAAAGGUCCAAAUGAUCGUGGAUUAUCAAGAAAACAUAUCGUAGAAGGGUUAAGUGCUUCUUUACAAAGGUUAGGACUAGAUUAUGUCGAUAUUGUAUACGCGCAUAGAUCAGACCCUGAUACUGUACAAUAUAAUUUGUUUCAUAGAGAACGUGUAGAAAAAGAGUAUGUUCCUUUAUUUAAUAAUUAUAAGAUGGGUGCUGCAGUCUGGUCACCUCUUGCUGGUGGUGUCCUUACCGGAAAACAUAAUGAUCAUAUAGAUAAAGAUUCUCGCUUUGCAUUAGAAGAUAAUACACAAAUGGAAAUGUUAAGAGAUGGUUUGUUAAGUCCAGAAGGUCAACUUAAAAUCGAAAAAGUUAAAAGACUAAUGCCCGUUGCAGAGCGGAUUCGUGUUACUCCUGCCCAACUCGCACUUGCAUGGUGUAUGAAACAACCUAAUGUUGAUACUGUGAUUACUGGUGUAUCUAAACCUGAACAAAUGAUAGAAAAUCUCAAAGCCGUAAAUUUGAUCUCAAAAUUAACACCGGAAAUCUUAAAAGAAAUUGAUGACAUAAUGGAUAAUAGACCACAACUUCAAUUUAGUUUCAGGGAUUGUUGA
Molecule: messenger RNA, 750 nt
Organism: Racocetra fulgida
Lineage: Eukaryota; Fungi; Glomeromycota; Glomeromycetes; Diversisporales; Gigasporaceae
Source: the annotation of a GenBank genome assembly